AUGUCAUGGAUACCCAGAAGAACAGCAUCAAGUCGCACCAUUGAGGCCCAUACAGGCACGCACAUCUUCGAGAUAGAUGACUACAGUCAAAAGAAGGGCAGCACAGAUGUUGGUAAAUUCAUAAGGUCAUCCACCUUCACUGUUGGUGGCUUCGAUUGGUCCAUCUGCUUCUACGCCAACAGCAAUGAUGAUGUCACUAGGCACUACAUCAUUGUCUUCUUGGAGUUGAUGAGUAGCGAUGUCGAGCUGAGGGCGCACUACAACAUUCAAUUCAUUGGAGGGGAUGAUGCUGUGAAGGACAGCAUGAUAUCAUGGUAUUCUACAGGAACGCGCUUGUUCAAGUCCAUCAAUCUCAUGAAAGGAGGUGAAUAUAGACCUGACACAGGAGAUUACAAUAGUACCCUUAACAUGCUUGACACACUCGAAGAAUUGACUUAA
Miscanthus lutarioriparius is the source of this 438-nucleotide messenger RNA. The record is from the annotation of a GenBank genome assembly. NCBI's taxonomy places the organism in Eukaryota, Viridiplantae, Streptophyta, Magnoliopsida, Poales, Poaceae.